UCCUCCCUGCGCGGUUCAGUGUGCAGGCAGCGGCGGGAUGGACAGUCGCUACACUAGCGGCUCGGGCCUGGGCGACCUGAACCGGCUGAGCGCGGCCAUCCCCGCCACCCGCGUGGAGGUGUCAGUGUGCUGCCGAAACCUGCUGGACAGAGAUACCUUCUCCAAGUCGGACCCGAUUUGUGUCUUAUACGUACAAGGAGUUGGAAAUAAAGAAUGGAGAGAGUUUGGAAGGACUGAAGUGAUUGACAACACUUUAAAUCCUGACUUUGUAAGGAAAUUCAUUCUGGACUACUUCUUUGAAGAAAGAGAGAAUCUGCGUUUUGACCUGUACGAUGUUGAUUCAAAGAGUCCCAACUUGUCCAAACAUGACUUCCUGGGCCAGGUGUUCUGCACACUGGGGGAGAUCGUGGGCUCGCAGGGCAGCCGCCUGGAGAAGCCCAUCGUGGGCAUCCCAGGGAAAAGGUGCGGCACCAUCAUCCUCACGGCAGAGGAGCUCAACUGCUGCAGGGAUGCUGUUCUAAUGCAAUUUUGUGCAAACAAAUUGGACAAGAAGGACUUCUUUGGAAAAUCAGAUCCCUUUCUUGUCUUUUACCGCAGUAAUGAAGAUGGCAGUUUUACCAUCUGUCAUAGAACGGAAGUGGUCAAGAACACGCUGAACCCCGUGUGGCAGGCGUUCAAGAUCUCCGUGCGAGCCCUGUGUAAUGGGGAUCACGACAGGACCAUCAAGGUGGAGGUGUACGACUGGGACCGAGAUGGCAGCCACGACUUCAUUGGGGAGUUCACCACCAGCUACCGGGAGCUCUCCAGAGGGCAGUCGCAGUUCAAUGUGUACGAGGUGGUGAAUCCAAAGAAGAAAGGAAAGAAGAAAAAGUACACUAAUUCAGGCACCGUAACCUUACUCUCUUUCUUGGUGGAAACAGAAGUUUCAUUCCUUGACUACAUCAAGGGCGGAACGCAGAUCAACUUCACCGUGGCGAUCGACUUCACAGCAUCAAAUGGGAACCCCGCACAGCCCACCUCACUGCACUACAUGAGCCCCUAUCAGCUGAACGCCUAUGGCAUGGCGCUGCGUGCGGUGGGCGAGAUCGUGCAGGACUACGAUAGCGACAAGAUGUUCCCCGCCCUUGGCUUCGGGGCCCGGCUGCCCCCCGACGGCAGGGUCUCCCAUGAGUUUGCGCUGGCCCCACAGCAGUGUGUGUCCCCUGGGCUGGCUGCCUGCAAGCAUGCUGACCGCCGCGUGCUGUGCCCGCAGAAUGGGAACCCGCAGAACCCCUACUGCGCUGGCAUCGAGGGUGUCAUGGAGGCCUACUACCAGAGCCUCAAGUCUGUGCAGCUCUAUGGCCCUACCAACUUCGCACCCGUCAUCAACCAUGUGGCCAGGUAUGCCUCCUCCGUCAAGGAUGGCUCCCAGUACUUUGUGCUGCUAAUAGUGACAGAUGGCGUCAUCUCGGACAUGGCUCAGACCAAGGAGUCCAUUGUGAACGCGUCCAGACUGCCUAUGUCCAUCAUCAUCGUGGGAGUGGGGCCAGCCGAGUUUGAUGCGAUGGUAGAGCUGGACGGGGACGAGGUACGUGUGUCCUCCAGGGGCAAGUUCGCAGAGCGUGACAUUGUACAGUUUGUGCCCUUCAGGGACUAUGUGGACCGCGGAGGCAACCACAUCCUGAGCAUGGCGCGGCUGGCCAAGGAUGUGCUGGCCGAGAUCCCUGAGCAGUUCCUGUCCUACAUGCGUGCCCAUGGCAUCAAGCCAGCCCCUGCACCCCCACCCUACACGCCGCCUGCCGCCACCCUGCUACAGACACAGAUAUGAGCCCCUUCCUGAGCUGGAACUGUAAAUACUACCUAGGAGGCCAGGGAUGGCAGCUGCCUAAGGGAAGCUGCCCCUUCCGCCCGGCCUGGGCCUCCAGCUCCAUGUUUACACGUUGUCACUUUUUAACUUUCACUAUUUUUAUAACCGUUCUUAAGAAUACGUGUUUUAACACGGAAGCCGCCGUCUCCUAAGUCGCAAUAGCUGUCCUCAUGAGCAAUAUCUCUCUGGGUGGACGCCCAGCACCUAGCCAGCAGGCCGGAGGCAGCCUGCCCUCCCAUACCUGAAGGGGCCUUGCCCUCCCUCACCUGGAGGGGGCCCUGGGGUCCACCCACUGCCCAUGGGGCUGAAGGCCUCCCUGGGGAAGAGCCUGCUCCUGGAGAGAGGGCCUUGGGCAAUGCUGUCCUGCAGGGGGGUAUGGGGGACCCCAAGAGGCCCCUCUGCUCAGUCCCUGGGCUCUAAGGCCCCUGGCCGCAUGGCCCUGGGUGCAGGUGGGUGCCCCCCGCAUGGCAGCCAUGGCCCUGCUCACAGCCCCCCUGCCCCAGCACUGGCACAGUGCACUGGAAGGGUCUGCAUGUCCAGUUUUUACCAGAAUCACAGUUUGCGACAUCAUGUCCGACCUAAAGCAUUUCCUUAGAACUAAUGGCCUUAAAUUCUCAUGGAAUUCCUGGAAACAAUUGUGACUUGCCUUCAAAUAAUAGAAACGUGUAUUUUUCUUUUGUGUUAACAAUGUCACUGCUUUGUAUAUAUACAUAUAUAUAUAUAUAUAUAUAUGUAUCUUUUCCUAACUGAUGUCCGAUUUACUAUGGUUUGUUUCUACUGUAUGUUCUAUCUGCUCCACACUGAUUUUUAUAAGCAUGAAACUAUUUUACUGGAAAAAAGUAUAUAUACAUAUAUAUAUAUCUACAUAUCUAACAAUAUGAUGUUCUGACAAUGUAACACUGAAUUGUCCAUUUUAAAACACGUAUUCAAGCCUCUGAAGGGUGACUUUCUCAAUGACUGUCGUGUGAGUGACACCGAGCCCCCAUUCCUGGUUGGUCCUCAGUAUAACUCUAGUACAGCCCAGUGACCUACGUGUUUUUAUUUCCCCUCCUCCACAAAAUCCAAAAAUAAACGAGGUCAGUAUUGUU
This is a messenger RNA of Erinaceus europaeus (western European hedgehog), 2934 nucleotides long. RefSeq names its product copine 8 (gene CPNE8). The transcript has 20 exons. Lineage: Eukaryota; Metazoa; Chordata; Mammalia; Eulipotyphla; Erinaceidae. Gene Ontology annotation, cellular component: plasma membrane. The coding region runs from base 38 to 1807 and encodes 589 amino acids. Gene Ontology annotation, biological process: cellular response to calcium ion. The record is from RefSeq and is a predicted model, not a curated record. Gene Ontology annotation, molecular function: calcium-dependent phospholipid binding.